This is a messenger RNA of Pimephales promelas (fathead minnow), 2283 nucleotides long. The record is from RefSeq and is a predicted model, not a curated record. NCBI's taxonomy places the organism in Eukaryota, Metazoa, Chordata, Actinopteri, Cypriniformes, Leuciscidae.
GGCCUGACCCAGACUCUAUCUCCAGCGGCCCCCAGUUAAUUUGAGUUUGAGACCCCUGCCCUAGUGUCUCUAAUUCUGUGAUCUCUUUUUGUGGGAGUUUCCAUGUUUGUGAUUAUGUUUUUAUUUAACAUUGAUUCAUCUUUUAGAUGACACAUACAAAUGUGUCUGGAGCGGAAAAGAAAAUGGCUUCUCAGUGGGCUCGUGCAAACAGUGCAGAGAAGGAGGUGCCCCACACUCGCAUUGAGGAUGAAUCCAGUAUACAGAAAAUCUAUUCCUUUGGGAGGAAAUUAGGUCAAGGCAACUUUGGCGUCGUUUGCGAAGCCACUCACAUUGAGACGCAGACGAAGUGGGCAAUUAAGAGGGUGAACAAAGAGAAGGCAGGCACUUCUGGUGUGAAACAUCUGGAAAGAGAAGUCAGCAUCAUGAAACAAGUGAAACAUGAACAUAUAAUACAUCUGGAGGAAGUCUUUGAGACACUAAAGAGGAUGUACCUCGUGACUGAACUUUGUGAAGGAGGCGAUCUAAAGGAUCUCCUGCAGAAGAAAAAGCACUUCACCGAGGAGGAGACCAGACACAUCAUCAAAAGCUUGCUUGAAGCUAUUGUAUAUCUCCACAAAAAAGACAUUGUACAUCGUGACCUCAAACUGGAAAACAUUCUUGUGAAGAGUUGUCACCAAGGCAACGAUAACGAUAUGGUCAAUAUCAAGGUCACAGAUUUUGGACUCUCUGUGAAGAAGGGUGGUGUGGGCAGUGAAAACAUGCUUGAGGCCACUUGUGGGACACCUAUGUACAUGGCACCUGAGGUGGUUAAUGGCCACCAAUACAGCCAACAGUGUGACUUGUGGAGCAUCGGCGUCAUCAUGUACAUGCUUUUGUGUGGAGAGCCUCCAUUUAUAUACAGCUCUAAGGAAAGACUUUCUGAGAUGAUUAUGAAAGAGCUCACUUUCUCCGGCCCUGUGUGGAACACCAUUAGUGAUGCCGCCAAAAAUGUAAUACGGUGUUUGUUGAAAGUUGACCCAGCUCACCGCAUCACAGCCAAUGAGCUGCUAGAUAACCCUUGGAUUUCGGGGGACACCUCAACCACGGUUACACAGACAAACGUCUUAGUGAUGAUGCGUCAGGAGAUGAUGCGUAAGUUACGGAAUGCUCCAGUGGACGAAGAGAGUGUGGGAAUAAACGAGGCACUGGACAACUUCUCUCUCACUCCUUCUGAGGACAAAGGGUCAGGGCCGAGAACUGCUGAAGAACUCUCAGUAUCCCUAGCACAUCCUGAUGACAUCAAAGAUAGCAACAGUGGCAGUAAACCCUUUAUCCCAAACAAGAAGCCUCUGAAGAAAAAACUAUCAGCCUCAUCCUCUAAUGGUGUUAAGAAGUGUGUGUCUAGUGCAAAGGCCUGCAACACUCCUAAUACAUCCACUGCACAGUCCCACACAGGUAACAAACCCCCUGCUCAGCCAAGCACAAAAAGCUACAGCAAGGCCUCCUCCAUCUCGGGAUCCUGUCUCAAAACAUCAUCGGUAGAAGCACCCGCUGCAGCAUCCAACUCAAGCAGGCGCGAAAUCUUGUCCCCACGUCCCUCCACCUCUUCUAUCCACCGUUCCACCAAUCCAGCUGUUGGUUUCCGGGCUAAAAAACGCAGCUAGACAUCACAGUUUCAACCAGUGCCAAAGAUGAGGAAUUCCUGGGGGUCACUGCGACGUGGUAGGCCCACUGGAUACACAAAUGACUUUUUAAGCCAAAACAAUGAAUCAAAAGUAAAAUUGUACUUCCUCCAAUGUGAAUGUGUUUUUAGUCUCCUUAAUAGGAUGUAUGUUAUUGGAUAUUUUGUUAGAGGAUGAGCCGCUAGGUUGUUGAUGCUUUAUUUUUAUGGACCUGGAACAGAUGAAGUCAUCGCUACAAGAGCCCUGCAUGGCACGAGAUCGAUUUGCCUGUUCAUGGCAUCUAAUGUAAGGUGCAUAAGUCGUCUUGAAGCACUUUGAAAUGCUAUUAGGGACUAAAUUAUCUAUAGAGAAUAAAGGAAGUUUAGGACUGUGAAGAAUAUAACAGGGUUUAAUAGCUUUAGCUCUGUUAAAUAGGCAAUAACAGAGUAAUUUGAUGCAAUAUUCAAGCAGCAAAUGCCACAAUAGUAACAGCUAUCUUGAUGGACUUCAGGUUUUCUCUCGAUUCAUUUUUACAAAGGCCUGCUGUUUCCUCCGCAGUUGUGUUGAUCACACUGGUCAUCAUUUGCCAAAUCACAUCAGGAAGCUGUUGUAUAUUGUUAUCCAUUAAAAUGAAACCUUCCAA